AUGACAGCAGGUGACGCUGCGGCUGCGGCCAAACAGCAUUGGAACGCUCUUGCCCAAUGCGGGGUGGAGAUCAGAAACCUCCAGUCAUUGAAGGAUACACUGUCCGACCGGAACUCCAUCGAUCUUCCCCUGCCAGACAUCAGAGCGCAGAUCGUGUUGCUGGCAGAGCAGCAUGUGGCGCCGGAGAAGCUGCAGCAGCUUUACCUGGCCUUGUCGUCAGGAUACACCUUGAGUGGUGGUCUGGCGCUGCCCAAGGACCAGGCGCAGACCAUGAUGCACCUCCUAGCUUUGAAGAGGGCAGAGCCCGACCAGCUGAAAGCCCUCUACCAGGUUAUGUACGGCUAUUCUGGCCUGGGCUUUGCCAAGUCCCUGGCGCAGACCACCUCCAUCCAGCUGGCUCAGGCUGGAGCAGAUUCUGCCCACUUCAAGGAGACCUACAUCGCUUCAGCGCCUCGCGGGCAGGCGACCGCCAUCGCGGAAGCCUCGAAGGCGGCUGUAACCAAUGACCUCUCAGGCAUGGUCAGACGCUAUGCCUUGGAUGCCAAACCCUACACAGCCGGAGAGUUCCUCCAGCAUUAUGGCGAAGGAGCCUGGCUUAACCAGUGGCUCGACAGCCCCCUGGAGAAGCGCCUCUCCAACGACCGACGCGCAUACACCGCCAACCAGUUCUCCAGGCAUUUCCCGAGCACGUGGAUCGCCAUGUACAAGGGCAGCCAGGAGGCUACGCAGAUUCGGUUGGCCGAGGAUGGCAAGCCCUACACAAUGGCCGAAUACCAGCAGUAUUACGGAGACCAGUGGCACGACAAGUGGAGCGUUGCACCUGAGCUCUCCUGCAAAGAAUGCGCGCCCUACAUCCCCAUCACGGUGCUAGUUUGA
This is a messenger RNA of Symbiodinium pilosum, 876 nucleotides long. The record is from the annotation of a GenBank genome assembly. NCBI's taxonomy places the organism in Eukaryota, Dinophyceae, Suessiales, Symbiodiniaceae.